AUGCCUGCAGUUUAUAUCGAAAAACUUGAUGAUAAAAAUAUUGUUUUUAAAUUUGCUAAUGGUUCAUUGAAAGUAACUAUUCGACAGGGUGAUUUAAGUAAAGAAAUAUGUGAUGCUAUUGUUAAUUCAACAAAAGGAUCAAUGCAUCCUAAUGGAGGAUUGGAUGAAACAAUACAUAAAACGAUGGGUAAACUUUUUGUUGAUCAAGUAGAAGCAGUUACAAGAGAAAUGCAAGAUAAUUCAUGUCCUAUUGGACAAUCACGAAUAUUUGUUGGAAA
Rotaria sp. Silwood2 is the source of this 278-nucleotide messenger RNA. NCBI's taxonomy places the organism in Eukaryota, Metazoa, Rotifera, Eurotatoria, Philodinida, Philodinidae. The record is from the annotation of a GenBank genome assembly.